AAUGUUAAUACGUUGCUUUUUUUUUCUUUUUUUUUUCUCGUCAAAAUCAUUUCUUUGAAUCCAAAAUCUAGCACUUUUCCUAUCCACCCUUCCCCGAUUUUCUCUCCGAAAAUCACAGAGAUAUACAGUGGCAUUUAAGUUACAUGGCUGAGUCAAAGCCUAGUGAUGGAUCUAGUACAAGUGAUGUGUGUGGUGGAAGUUCAGAAUCAACUCUUCAGCUCAAUGUCAAGACCCUGGAUUCACGGAUUUACAGCUUCCAUGUGGAUAAGAAUAUGCCUGUAUCAGCAUUUAAGGAGAAAAUAGCAAUUCAAAGUGGUGUUCCUGUUGGGCAGCAGCGUCUAAUUUUUAGGGGCAAGGUCUUGAGGGAUGAGCAUCGUCUUUCAGAAUAUAAUGUGGAAAACGGGGAUACAUUACAUUUAGUUGAAAGGCAGCCACAGCCUUCUACUGGGUCUAGCUCUGGAGAGGCAACCUCAAACAAUGGCGUUAGAGGACAGGAUUCUGCUGGUGGGCCACGCCAUCGUAUUGGGCCAGUUGCGCAUAGUAUUGUAUUGGGGACCUUAAAUGUUGGGGAUCCUGGCGAAGCUGUUGUGCCAGAUAUAAGUCGGGUGAUUGGGGCUGUAUUGAACAACAUUGGGAUCACUAACCUGACAGGAGGCUUGCAACCAGGGCAUCCGGCCUCUCAUGGAAAUGCAACAGAAGCAUCCCAGGGUCAGGCUGGCAGUGAAAAUCAGGGUGGAAAUCAGUCCAUCCCAUGGCAAGCCUUCCAUGGCCCACCUGCAUCCCAUGCUAUGCAAAUCCCACUGGGAGCAGCAGUUGCUAUUCCAUCUUUGAACAUGCCAGUUCCUGAUUCAUUGAGCACACUUGUUGAAUAUAUGAACAGAAUGGAACAGGCUUUGCAAAAUGGAAAUCAACCCAAUCAGUCCACUGCUAGCGGUAGCACUCCUGCUACUGUAUUGCCUCCAAAUUCUCGUGGUUUACCAACAGUUGAAGGCCUGAGCAUUGUCUUACAGCGUGCUCAACGUCUCCUUGGUGAACAUGCCGUCCCAGCGAUUUCUCGAACUGCAGUUCGUUUGGAUGAAGGAAGGGGGUCGAAUGAUCCUACCGUAAGGGGGCAAGUACAGACAGAAUCCAUUCAGUUCGGCAUGGCCAUGCAGCAUUUAGGUGCUCUUUUCCUAGAGCUUGGGAGGACUGUUUUGACUCUUCGCAUGGGACAAACUCCUGCUGACUCUUUCGUGAAUACUGGGCCUGCUGUGUAUAUAUCUCCAUCCGGGCCUAAUCCGAUUAUGGUCCAGCCAUUUCCUCUCCAAUCUACCUCUCUUUUUGGCGGUUCAUCUGGUGUUUCAACGAGUCACGUACCUCUGGGUCCAGUUGGUGUUGCUACAGUUCCAAGGAAUGUAAAUAUUCACAUCCAUACAGGGGCAGCACUGGCACCUACAGUCUCUACAGUUGGUAACAGAGCUCCUAAUGGAGAAGGAAUGCAAGGGCAAGCUGCCAAUGCAACUGCAUCUGCUGAUUAUGGUCAAGCUCAUGGAACCACUGGGUUAAACAUUACCAGAACUUCUAUUCAGUCACAACCUAUCUCAUUUUCUGCUUCCGGUGCUGUACCAACUGGUACUGUUGACCAACAGCCUCCACAAUCUACAUCUAUUUCCUCAACUUUAGCUGAUCUCAGCUCCCAGAUGAGAAGUUUAGUUCUUAACAUGCAGGGUGAAAACAAUGCACCAUCAGGUCAACCAGAUAGUUCAAGUAAUCAAGAGGAAUGUGCCCGGUCUGGUGCCAGAGAUGCAGACAUCGGAAGAACUGGUACCACAGCUGCUGAGACCAGCAAUAUGGAUGACCAGAAGGUCGAAACUUCCUACCACAAACCCAAAUUUGAGCCUUCUAUUGCUUCUGAUGGAGCCUCACAUGAAAUGUCAAGCACAUCCAAGCAAGGUAACAAUAGCACUGGUGGUUCUUCAAAUGUUCCAAUCGGAUUGGGAGUUGGAGGCCUUCAACCUAAGAGGCGAGGUAAGCAGCCACCAGCACAACCCAAGGAUGUUGAUGGUUCACACACUGAUAGUCAGGGAAAGCAAGCUAGAGCAGUUGGUCAACACGUUUUGCAGUCACUUGCAUCUCUUUCAAAAAGUGGAAAUACAAAUCCUUCACCCUCAGCACAAACACCUAAUAUUGCCAGUGGUGUGGAAACUAGUCUGCCAGCAGCAAGGCAAAAUGUUGAUGGCCAAAGUGAUUUGGCAGAUGCAAUGUCCCAGAUUCUGCAGGGUCCUGCUCUAGAUGGCCUAUUGUCUGGAGUUUCACAACAGACGGGGGUCGGGUCACCAGAUAUGCUGAGAAAUAUGUUGCAACAGUUCACUCAAAAUCCUACAAUGAGAAAUACAGUUAAUCAGAUUGCACAGCAGAUGGACAACCAAGAUCUUGGAAGCAUGUUUUCAGGUAUGGGUGGAGGCCAGGGAGGAGGAUUUGAUUUGUCAAGAAUGAUGCAACAGAUGAUGCCUAUUGUUGCUGGGGCUUUAGGAGGUAUUUCGUCUGGUUCUGAAGUAGCGUCCCCAGCAGAACCUGCGCUAUUGGAGAAUAGGUCAAGAAGAGGGAUGUCAAUAACUAAUGGUGACCCUCAGCAGAUUGAUCUCCAACAAGUAGUUCAGAGGCUUACAAAUAAUGGUUCAUCUCGGGAAGUUUUCCACUCUCUAGUAGACGGGGCAGUAAACCUUUUGGGUGAUGGCAGUGCUGUGGAACAUCUUGUAAACGAGUUGGGCAGUCAGGAAGGGCUCGUUCAGGAAUUCAUGGAAAUGUUCCACCAUGACGUAUCACGAAGAAUUCUCGAUGACCCAGAAUCUUAGGAACUCUUAUCUACUCACCCUUAUUAUGCUUCUGUUCAUACAAAGCCGUCUGGUAGCAGGAAACUGAACUCAUUUGUGGUCUGCUUUUGUCGCAAUUACAAGUGAUUUUGUCCAAACAGGUAGGGUGUAUAAAGAAUUGAUCUUCAAGUACCUUUGCACAUGACAUUGCUUGAAAUUAUGUUGCAGACGGCUUUGAAUUGCUGGUUGAGGAAUAUUCACAUGGCCUUGAUUUAUCAAGUUUUAGUUUUUCUUUUCAA
Salvia hispanica is the source of this 3091-nucleotide messenger RNA. RefSeq names its product Ubiquitin-like superfamily protein. Gene Ontology annotation, molecular function: misfolded protein binding; polyubiquitin modification-dependent protein binding. Gene Ontology annotation, biological process: ERAD pathway. The record is from RefSeq and is a predicted model, not a curated record. Lineage: Eukaryota; Viridiplantae; Streptophyta; Magnoliopsida; Lamiales; Lamiaceae. Gene Ontology annotation, cellular component: BAT3 complex.